UCUAGGGGCGAGAGGUAGGCAUGUGGCUAGAACAUUUGACUCCCCCGAAAAGGAGGCGUCUAGGAAAAGGCUGUGCCGACUAAGACGGCCAAGUUAGUGGGUUGUCAAGUGAGUGGUGUUGCUUGAGGUCUUAUCAGACAGGAGUCCCUGAGGCCCACAGGGCAUGUAACCUACAAAGGGUUUAAGAGGCACUCUUAGAGGAUCACUUUGUCUGAAACCUUCAGAGCGGUCCAUAUAUCCUGAGCUUGCCCACCUCAACUCCCACCCACGAUGCAUGCGUGGCAGCUGCAAUCUUCCUCCCAGGAGCCAGAUGUGGUUAAGUAAGGGACUUAAUCCUUCUAGAAAAUCAAGAUUGCAAACCUUGAUGCGACCCCAGGACAGUGGACAUUGCAAGAGAAAGGGGCGCUCCGAGUCACUCCGAGUUAUUCCCUUGACAAACUCAGAACCACCAGGACCCGCACCUGCCAGGCCGCUCCCGCCCCCCCCUUCCCCCUCCCCCCUCGCCGCCGCCGCCCAGCGUCGCCGCUGGAAAGUUUGCGAGCGGCUGGCGCGGAGCUGGCGCCGACCCCGAUCGCAGCGCGGCGGAGACGAGCAGUCGCCCGCGUCCAGAUCCAAGCACGCGCGAGGACCGCGAGGAGCCCAGCCCUAGCCCCGGCGACUGAGCACAGGGGUCUUUGUACAGAGUCCUGGCUGGCACUGCACUUUGGGUUCCAGUUCCUGAGUGCUAGGACUACAGCCUGAGGAGAGGUGCACACGCUCCAAGGACCCAGGCGCGCAACCUCUGCCAGAUGUGGGGCGUGGCUAUCCAGAGGCAUGCCCCUCACCCAGCUCCACUGUCCCCACCUGCUGCUGCUGCUCUUGAUGCUAUCCUGUCUGCCAGAGGCACCCUCUGCCCAGGUAAUGGACUUUUUGUUUGAGAAGUGGAAGCUCUAUAGUGACCAAUGCCACCACAACCUAAGCCUGCUGCCCCCGCCUACUGAGCUGGUCUGUAACAGAACCUUCGACAAAUACUCCUGCUGGCCUGACACCCCUCCCAACACCACCGCCAACAUUUCCUGCCCCUGGUACCUACCUUGGUACCACAAAGUGCAGCACCGCCUAGUGUUCAAGAGGUGCGGGCCUGAUGGGCAGUGGGUUCGAGGGCCACGGGGUCAGCCAUGGCGCAAUGCCUCCCAAUGUCAGAUGGAUGAUGAAGAGAUUGAGGUCCAGAAGGGGGUGGCCAAGAUGUAUAGCAGCUACCAGGUGAUGUACACUGUGGGCUACAGUCUGUCCCUGGGGGCCUUGCUCCUUGCCCUGGUCAUCCUGCUGGGCCUCAGGUUGUCAUAUAGGAAGCUGCACUGCACCCGAAACUACAUCCAUGGGAACCUGUUUGCGUCCUUUGUGCUCAAGGCUGGCUCUGUGCUGGUCAUUGAUUGGCUGCUCAAGACACGUUACAGCCAGAAGAUUGGAGAUGACCUCAGUGUGAGCGUCUGGCUCAGUGAUGGGGCGAUGGCUGGCUGCCGAGUGGCCACAGUGAUCAUGCAGUACGGCAUCAUAGCCAACUAUUGCUGGUUGCUGGUAGAGGGUGUGUACCUGUACAGCCUGCUGAGCCUCGCCACCUUCUCUGAGAGGAGCUUCUUUUCCCUCUACCUGGGCAUUGGCUGGGGUGCGCCCCUGCUGUUUGUCACCCCCUGGGUGGUGGUCAAGUGUCUGUUUGAGAAUGUCCAGUGCUGGACCAGCAAUGACAACAUGGGAUUCUGGUGGAUCCUGCGUAUCCCUGUCUUCCUGGCCAUCCUGAUCAACUUUUUCAUCUUUGUCCGCAUCAUUCACCUUCUUGUGGCCAAGCUGCGUGCCCAUCUGAUGCACUAUGCUGACUAUAAGUUCCGGCUAGCCAGGUCCACGCUGACCCUCAUCCCUCUGCUGGGGGUCCACGAGGUGGUCUUUGCCUUUGUGACUGAUGAGCACGCCCAGGGCACCUUGCGCUCCACCAAGCUCUUUUUUGACCUGUUCCUCAGUUCCUUCCAGGUGAGUCUCCGUCGUACCCCAUCCCCGGGAUCUAGAGUGCUGUCCUUGACCACUCUUUUUCUCCAGGGCCUGCUGGUGGCUGUUCUCUAUUGCUUCCUCAACAAAGAGGUGCAGGCAGAACUACUGCGGCGUUGGAGGCAAUGGCAAGAAGGCAAAGCUCUUCAGGAGGAAAGGAUGGCCAGCAGCCAUGGCAGACACAUGGCCCCAGCAGGGUCUUGUCAUGGUGAUCCCUGUGAGAAAUUUCAGCUUAUGAGUGCAGGCAGCAGCAGUGGGACUGGCUGUGAGCCUUCUGUGGAGACCUCACUGGCCAGUAGUCUCCCAAGGUUGGCUGACAACCCCACCUGAAUCUCCACUGGAGCCUAGCCAGGCUGGAUUCAGAAAGGGCCUCAGAGGACAACCCAGAACCAGAUGCCGGGCCAAAGCUGAAAAGACAAAGCAGCAAGAUAGCAGCUUGUACUGCCCACACUCCCCUAACCUGUCCUAGCCUGGUACAGGCCACAUUGAUGGAAAAGCCAUGCUAUGAACUCUGAGUGUUCCCAUGUGUGUUGACAUGUUCCCUGUAUACAGAUAUGUCCUUCAGUAAAGAGCUCAUGUGCGAGCUGCUGCACAUGUCAUA
Messenger RNA from Mastomys coucha (southern multimammate mouse), 2620 nucleotides. RefSeq names its product glucagon receptor (gene Gcgr). The transcript is spliced from 15 exons. Gene Ontology annotation, molecular function: peptide hormone binding; glucagon receptor activity. The record is from RefSeq and is a predicted model, not a curated record. Gene Ontology annotation, biological process: cell surface receptor signaling pathway; adenylate cyclase-activating G protein-coupled receptor signaling pathway. The coding region runs from base 814 to 2349 and encodes 511 amino acids. Lineage: Eukaryota; Metazoa; Chordata; Mammalia; Rodentia; Muridae. Gene Ontology annotation, cellular component: plasma membrane.